Molecule: messenger RNA, 8631 nt
Organism: Musca domestica (house fly)
Lineage: Eukaryota; Metazoa; Arthropoda; Insecta; Diptera; Muscidae
Product: polycomb group protein Pc-like
Exons: 2
Coding region: 807-2132 (441 amino acids)
Source: RefSeq, a predicted model, not a curated record
CAGCGGCAGCUGUCAUCACUAGCGUAGAAAACACCGACGAGACGCGAGUGAAACAUAUUUUUGAGUAAACAAUUUCUCGUAAAAACUCAAGCCAACACCAACAAAGUUAUCAAUAACAAAAGCAACAGUAAUAAAGUUUAUGAAAUAAAGUUAACAUUAACAAAAAACUAAAUCAGAAAAGCUAUAAAAUAAGUGUCAAAUUUCAUUGAUAAAACUCAUUUCGUUGUGGCUUUUUAUCGUCUUUGUAAAGAAACAUGUAGAAAAAAUUGGGAAAAUUGCUAGAGUGAGAUAGAAAUAGAUGGACGUUAAGCCAACACACCGGUGUGGAGUGUGUGAUUGUGAAAGAGAUGCCAAUAUAGACGUGUGAAGGACGUGUUUUGUGUCGUUUUUGUUUUAUUUCUGGUUCGUCUGCUGUGUUUAUUUUAUUUGCUUUCAAAGAAGAAACAAGAAGUUUCUUCCUUGGUUGAAAUUGUGGAUGGCGCGUUAAAAGUAAAUGACAAAGAAACAAGUUAACAUAAAUGUAACUACAAAAACAAAAAAAUAAAUAAAAACAAUUUUGUUAUGAAAGAAGACUGUGUUAACUUAAAGUAAGGCGCAUAGAUAUACUAUGCAAAAAUAAUAAACAACGUAAAAAAGAAGUUGAAAGAUAUCAAAAACAACACAAAUAUUUGCCAAAUUAAAAAUAAAUUGUGUUUGUAUUUUGUGCACGCAAUAUUAUUGCCAGUGCUAAUAAGGAGAUAAAAAGUGAUUAAAAAACAUUUAUCUGGAGCAAUAGUUGAUUUAAAGGCUUCAAACUGGAUAACAUUAUGGGCAGCUCAGAUGAUCGCGUUUACGCUGCGGAGCGUAUUAUACAAAAACGCAUUAGAAAGGGCGUUGUGGAAUAUCGUGUAAAAUGGAAAGGUUGGAAUCAACGCUACAACACAUGGGAACCCGAGGUAAAUAUACUUGAUCGCAGGCUCAUUGAAAUCUAUGAACAGGGCAACAAGUCGUCAAAUACACCCUCCAAACGGGGUCCCAAAAAGAAGGAAAAAGAACGUGACCCUGAACCAGAAUCUGAAGAGGAUGAAUACACGUUCAAUGAUGAUGAUGGUCACAGCAACAGUCAUGUGGGAGCAUCAUCAACGGGCCCGGCAAACUCCUCAGUGUCACAAUCGAUAUCGGCCAGUUCAGCUUCACCAUCAACAUCUGCCUCAAAUGAUGCCACUCAACAGCAGCAACAUCAUCGCCAUCACCAUCACGAAAAGGACAAGGAAAAAGAUAAAGAGAAAAAACAUCAUCAUCAUCACCACCAUCAUCACCACAAGGCGGAACGUUCUAAUAGCCGGCGGUCAGAAUCACCUCAUACCCAUGCGGAAAAUAAACGACAGAAAUCCGUUGAACAUGCCGUUACAAAUAGCACAAAUUCCUCCUUGGCCUUUAUACCAGAAGCUGAUUCCAACUCGUCCAGCUCAGAGGACCAGCCAUUAAGCCGAAAAGAAGUUGCGGGCACAAAGCGUAAGGCUGAAGUAUUAAAAGAGUCGGGUAAAAUUGGUGUUACAAUUAAAACUUCGCCAGAUGGUCCACCCCCUGCCAAGAUCCAUUGCUCAGUUGAUACCGCAACACCGAUUUCCACACCAUUGAAGGCAGAAACUGAACCCCUCUCACCGGAAACACCAGCCUCAAGGCCUGAACAGGCAACCCCCUCAGAAAAACCUCAGCAGUAUAAUGGACAUCAACAACAGCAGCAGCAUCAUCACCAGCAGCAAGAUGAUGAUGACGAUGAAUCCUCAUCACAGGCUGACAGUCAACAUGAAGCGGAAAACAAUCAUCUGCCUUUGAUUAACAACAACAUUAAUUCCAACAACCAUAAUCAUCAGCAGCAACAGCAAAACCACCAGCACCAACAUCGUCAGCAACAAUUAGAUGCAAUUUUUGAAAACUCCCCUCCCAAACAAAAGUCAACCCCACUAACACCAUUGUCGCCGCCAGCGUUACCACCACGCUUUUGGCUACCCAGCAAAUGUAACAUUUCCAAUAAAGUUGUUAUCACCGAUGUGACAGUGAAUUAUGAGACGGUCACCAUAAGAGAAUGUAAAACUGAGAGAGGCUUUUUUCGUGAAAGAGAUAUGAAAUCAAGUGAUUCGGUAGCCUAAUUGAAUACCCUCACCUCCCUCCCCCUCGGAACCCAGAGCCAAAUAAAACAGCGCUAGAUGAAGAUUGAAAUGAAAUUCACCAAGUAAAGGGAUAAAGAAAACUUCCUAUGAGGCACUCCAUGAGACUAAAAAAACGUAACUGAAUGUAAAGCAGGACUUUAAGUCAAGAUUUGCUACAAACAUAUAUCUACAUAUAUUUUUAUAUACAAAAACAAACAAACAAAGAAACCCAUACGAAAGAAUGCUAAAAGGAACACACUAUUUAUUUUUCUAUAAGCAAAUUUUGACCCGAAAAGGGAGACAUUUAAUGGCGUUUUUCCCGAGAGUAAUACACAACAAGCUAAAAGAAAAGAAGAAAAACAUAAAACAAUAUAAUGUAGUAUUUGUUGCUUACUUAGAUUGUAUAUAAAUAUUAAAAAGAAAAAAUGGAAAACAUAAAUAAUGUAGUAGUAUCUAUAUUAUGACGGAAUUAUUUACAAAUUAAAUAUUUAUGCAAAGAGAAUACAUUUAAACACAAUAAUAUAGAAUGAGAAAUUUACGUACGCGUGGUAUAUAUUAUUGUCAUGAUAUAUUUUCUUUUGGAUUGUAGUGCUUGAUGAGAUAUUCAAUACUAAAAGAAAACACUCAAUACAAAUUUGUAGAAUAUUUUUUAAAAAUGAUAGAAUACCUUGUGCAAAAGAAAUUGUAGAAUUUCUGUUCCUCAAAAUCAAUUUUUUCUCGACAACAUCAAAGAAAAGAUUGCUGGACGAUCAGGAGGUUUAUCAGGCCGAAGGUCGGCUGAUUUAAUGGUAGCUGAUGAAAAAUAUAUCUUGGAUACAUUUUAUUAGUCAUUCUUACAUGGUAGCCUUUAUUUCUUACUUGGGUAUCUAAGAGAGUAGUCGCUUUUAAUGUGAAAACCUUCACAAAGGAAUAAAGUCUCGGAUUUAUCUACUUCCGACAGUCACAAAUUCAAAGUAUCGCAAUUUUUCAACUCAGCCAUUAAACGUUGACCCAACAAAUGUCUCAUUUUCCGAGUUUAGCACAGUAUUAAUUUGGUCUAAAAGUUACAACUAGAAGGUUACCAUGAGUACUUUUAGAAAUAACCUUUCUGAUUUGUUACACCAAAUCUUUAAGUACUAUUUGACGUUGUUGAAAAAAAAAUGAUUUUUCAAACAUUCAAACUGAAGCCAUUUAACUUAGAAACUUAAUUUUAUGCCAAAUGGAACAAAAUUUCCAUAUUUUAAUUGAAGAAAAAAUCGGAUUAUUCCGGGAAGAUAUGGGAACAAUUCGUGAAAUUUUUCCUUGUUUUUUUUUCUAUAAAAUUUUCUGAAUCUCCAAUGAGAUUCACUCACAAAAGUUCCAAAAUUUUGAAAUCAAACGGAACUAUGCAUAAUUUAAGGACUUGUUUUUCUAUGAGGAUAUGAAUUUAAUUGCAGAAGAAAAACACCAUUCCACAUGAGUUUUGAUGGAAUUUUCUAUUUUUGGCAGCCAAAUUUAAAUGUAAUUAAGACCAAUUUCCACAUUCAAUACCGAAAACAUUUUAAUCGAAAUGAAUUUGGGAAUUUUGAGCUGAGGAAAAUUUAAUUUUUUGUUAAAGGAACUGGGGGUUAAUCCAAACAUUUGAUAUUUGGUUGUUUCUACCGAAAUUUUCAAUUUAAUCGAGCUAACAUUUACAGUGUGAGAUAAAAAAACUGCAACAAAAUCAAAUGCCUAAAUUUUACAUUUUUUUUUUAAUUUUAUUGACUGAAAGCAAAAAAUGUCGGAAAUAACAUCAAAUUUUAGAAUAAAUUUAGAUUUGUUCGAAUUGGUCACCUUUGGCACGAAUUAUGGGCUUACGGCCAAUGAAACCGUCACACGCUGCCCGAAUGCUGCUCUGCGGUAUUUUGGUCCAUUCCCGGCGAAGCACUUGCUUGAGGUGAUCGACACUUUUGUAUUUUUUAGCUCCAAACUUGCUUUCCAGAAUACUCGAGACACAAUGGUCCAACGGAUUGGUAUUCCGGCAUUUAUUCUGAUGCCACGGUCGAUUAAUACGAUAAUUUUGUUUGUUUACUGGAAAUUUCUCACCAAAAUGCUUUUGUACGCUUGUAAACAAUAUAUUGAGCUGUCACUGGAAUAAUUUUAACAGCUGUCGGACGAGUGGCUCAGAAAUGACAGCAGUCUGAAAUUGGUUGCAAUUUUUUAUCUCAUCUUGUACAUAUUCGAAUUCCUUCCGGUUCGAAUUUUUUCGAUAUUGAAUACGAGAAUUUAGUUUCUUUUUUUCAAUCGUUCAACUUAACCGAAACGUAUUGCCUAUACAAUUACAACUUUUGUUCCAUUUGCCAUAGCAUGAAUCCUAUACAGCUUAGAGAUUUGCACAGGAAGUUGUUUACUUUAUUAUUUCAAAUAUUUAUUACAAAAUUUAUUUAAGAGAAAAAUAUUUAAUUUCGUAUAUUAUAAUAUAAAUUUCCCAAAACAACACUAUAUCUCAUUUAUAUGACAACUUGUAAAUAUAUUCAUUAAAAAGCUAAUACAUAAAAAUACGUAUCUCUUUUGAAUUUGUAUGGCAGCUAUGAGUUGCCAUAUUUAUUUAGACAUUCUUCGAUAAUUUCGUAAUAAUAUACAAACAAAUGAAAAACCCUAAAGAUAUUGAUUAGAAGCCCAUUUUUCUUAAUAAUACAACAAAAAGAAGAAAAAAAAAACGGCACAAAAAUCAUUUGUUUUUAAAUUGAACCAAAAAUUAUUUCUUAAAAUCAAUCUACAAAAAUAAAUACUUAAAUAAAAUACAAAAUUUAAAUUUAUUAUUAUUAAUAAUUUAGAUGCAGAGUGAAAAAUAAUUAUUUUAGCUACAUUUAUUCAUUGGAGAUUAUUUUAGUGCAUUCAUAGCAUGUCUACAAGAAACGCAAAUUACAUUUACAAAACCCCAAAAUUUGUAAAUUUUAUCUAUAUUUAAAACUAAGACAAGUAACAAAUGCCUUAUUUCAUGUUUUAACUAAUCUGCUGAUAAAUUUUUAAAUAUUUGUUUCUUAUAUUGUUUGCCUAGAGGCAGUAUAUAGAAUAUUGAACUUCUAAAAGCAUAACUGAAAAGAAUUAGAAACAGCCAAAAAACAAACUGUCACAAUAAUAAUAAAUAAAUGAAAUCCAUUUAAAACUUAAACAUAUGUAUGUAUAAAUGUAUGUAUAUGGCAUUGUUUAAAAGCAUAUGGAGUCUACCAAUAUAGGUAGAUUCGCGUAGAAAGUAUUGAAAUCGUUCAAAACAAAACAGUUGGCCAUUCAAAGCUUGAAACACGUAACAUUUAAUUUACAAGGGUUUUGAAAAUAUGGCAUUGUGAUGAUUAGCAUAAGGGCGUUGAAGGGAAGAAUACCCUUAGGACGAUUUAAUAAUUUUUCUUAUCAAUUUUACGAAUCGACGAAUCACAAUUUCAAAUCGGUCGCACAACGUUUGAUAAGCUUUUCAAAAAUUCACAUUUUAUUUUUUUCCGACCAUGUGAUAUCCUACAACACUACAAUAUAAGCCCCCUUAUGUCUAAAUCCAAAUUGGAACAUUUCGCUUUUGAAAUUAUGUCAAAGAGCCCUGUCCCGAUGUUAUCCUUAGCAUUUUGAUCAGGGAAAUUUGCCCAAUAUUUACGCACUCCGUCGUGCUGUAAGUUGUUGUGGUCCAUUUUACAGCUAAAUAUAAUCCAAUGGUCAUCCAAAAUGCUAGAAUACUUCCCUGUCCUUAACUCUCUUUCCAGGCGUGUCGAUUGGCUUCAAUUGUGUGAUCAGGAUUUUUUUUGUUUUUGGUUCAUCUACAAAAGCAAGAGGUCCCUCUGUAUCUCCAUAUUUAGACUCAUUUAUGUGAUUUGCUGUCUACGAUAUUUGGCAAUAUUCGUCAACGAAAUCAGCAUAAAAAGCCAGAAGUUUGCCUUUAUGUGUAUUUUGGAUAUCGCCUGUAAGUUCUUUUCGGCGUUUCGGUAGAAUGGAAAUGUUGGUAUUUUUUUCACACAAUUUUACCCGCUGUCCUAAACUUUGUUUCUGUUGUUGGUCUAAGUUGUUGGUCCAUUUCAACCUCUAAAUAUAUUGCGGACAUUUUUGAAAACAAUAGGCCUAUCCUUACCCUUGUGAAAAUUUUCGUGAUAAUUGGACGAAAAUUGUAAUCUGUAUAUAAUAACCUCAACCGGUGUUGUAAAGUGCCAAGAGGGCAUUCUGAAUUGACAAAAUUUUUCAAAAUCAGUCCAGCCAUUCUAAUAUUUGCUCUGUUCCAGAACCUGCAAUAAUCUACUAGUUUUGAAAAUUUUUCGAUAUCACAAAGGACAAAUCGGUUGUAGUAGUAAGAACAUUCUUGUCAGACCAAUUGUCAUUGGUGCAAAUGUAUUUUCAAUAAAUUUAGUGUAAUUGAGUCUUGGAGAAUAUGAACCCUCCCUUCGGACAAUUUUUUUGGUUUAGGCUUUGGCGUUUAAGUGUUAGUCUCUAAUUCUUGGUAUUAUAAAGGUCCCAGUCUCAUUUUUUUCCAAAUGAAUUACAAAUGAUCUGUUCCAGUACCUGUAAGAAUCUACUAUUUUUGCAAUUUUCUUCGAUAUCAUAGAGGGAAAAUCGGUUAUCGUAGUAUGAACUUUUACAUUCUCGCAGUUCUGGAACAGACCAAAUUUUGUUUUUUAGGCUCGUAAGGGGAAAAAUAAUUUUAGAACUUUAAAUUCUUUGGGCAAACCGAAUUUGCAAUAAUUUGAAAUUUCGAAAUUUCAAUUUUGGUGGGUAGAUAUACUUUUGGAGGUAGGGAUCAUUUUAGCACCAGUUUUGCAAAAUUUGGCAUUAGUGAAUGGAUGUUCUAUUAAUAGUAGACCUAUGAAUGUUUUUUUUUCAUAUAGAAUUCUAAUAACCCAAUCACUGCGACGGCUCCAAACGGUACUAUUUUUAGCCAUAUCUACUAAUAAUCUGCAGGCCAAAAUUGGUGGGUGUGUAAUGGUUAAUUAAAAUCGAAAAUAAAUUUUUACCGUAGUAUGGAAGUUGUAUUCAUUUUUGAUUUUUACUCUGUAAUCGGUCAUGUGGAACACCAUAAAGUAUAUAUUGUUAAUCGAAACAAAAUUCUAAGACGAUCUCGCAUUGACCGUCUGUUGUAAUGAGUUUCCGUAGGAAAUGAGGUAUGGAAAUUUUUUUCAAGGUACCUUCCAAUAUUAGUUUUUUUGACUACUUAGGAAAGAUUUUCAACGGAGUUAUUUGAAAAUUGUUAUCUGCAAUUCGUAAUGAGUGCCUUCUUUUUCAUUUUCGUACACCUCCAAUACAACAGCGCUCCCGACAUUUGGUAUUUUGCAAAUUUUUUGCUACCUAUUCCAACGAAAUUGUGUGGCAGUAGGUAUCAUUACGCCUGGUAGAAAAUUGUCCAUAUAGUUCAAUGUUUUGCUGUAUCGCUCCCGAUUUUAGUUGUUUUUUCCGAACAAAUUACAAUGAAAUUGAAAAUUUGGUAUUUAAAGUUCAUAGUGGGUUCCAACAUCUCUGAAAACUUUUCAAAUGUCCAUGCUAUUAUGGAAUAUUAGAUAUUUGGAUGUCAUAACGCUAUUUUUAAGUGAAAUUAUUUGAAUUUUAAUAUUUGAUGUUCAUGAUGAGCGUACAAGCGUAUUGACAUUUAGGAUUGUUAUUAAGCAAGAGGUUAUGUUGCUGUAAUUUAAAUCGAAUCGAGGGGGAAAGUAUUUGAUGAUCCCCUUAAAAUAGUUAGGUUAAUGAAAAACAUUUCUAAAGUAAAAAUUUAUUCUUUCGUUGCUAAUAUUCAAUAAUCUCAAUAACAAUCAACUUAAAAGAAAAUUCUAUUUUUUAGAAUGUCCAUUGCAAAUUUUAUUGUACAGACCAACGUUUUCUUCGUAGAAACCAAAUAUUUCUAACCCUCAUUGAAAGCCUCAAUUUUCUUUAAAAAGACUGGUUGUUUGUUUUCUGAAAUAGCAAUUUGAAGUCUUGAAUUGUCUAACAGGGCUUUUCUUGAUGAUUUAAAAUUCAUGUUUACCUUAAGAAAUAGAAAUCCUUCAGGCUUAGGUUUUGUUUUGUAAUUUGCGUUUUAUGUAGUUUUGAUUUUGAAAACCAAAAGCUUAAUCAAUGCUUUUUUUUAGAACACAACAAUAAUUAAUUAAACCUAUGCUAAAGCAAUAUAUUAAGGUGUCUUAUUUAAACUGAAAAAUCAUAAAUGUUCUAAUUUAAAACAAAAGGACAAAUCAUUUUCAAAGAGUUUUAAGAAGCACCUUAGCAUAUAAUAAAUGAUAUAAAAAAAAACUAAAAAAACAAUCUUGUAUCAAAACAAGAAAUGAGCUACAAUUGUUGAUUUAAAAAAUAACACACAUUACACAAAGCUCUAUAUACACCAAAUAAAUAAUUAUAAAUAAAAACAUUAAUUGUUAAUACUCUAAAUUUUAACGUGAAUAUUCUUACGAUAUUCACUAGUGGGAUUCUCUAAUUAAUUUUUUAAUUACCGACAAAAAUCGUCAAAAAUCCAAGUUUUGUGUUUCAAAGUUACCGAUUUUUGUCGGUAACUGAAAAAAAUUAGUUGGAGAAUCCCACUAUCGAGAGAAAUCCACUACAGGUA